AUGCAUCUUCUCAAGACCCGCCGCCGCACCGCUAGCUUUCUUAUUCUCGUAGCGUCGCUCCUGUUCUCUGGGUUUUGGCUGUGGAGGAGCCCCGCAGAGGAGGAACGUGGUGGGAAGCCAACGUUCGCAUCGCUGGCGCUGACGGAGAAGCAAUGCGCGCGUGCCUUUCCGGGCUUGGAUCGCGAGGUUGAGAAUGCGGUUAAGAGAGGAGGCAUCGAGUUGAAGAGGGAGUUUGGUGAUAUACCAGGGUUGAUUCAGGGGAGGGUUAAGGAUGGGAAGCUGUAUAUAUUAUCUGCUGCGCAAGAUAAUGUUCUGCAUCGUGUAGGUGCUAUCCUACACUCCCUCCACCGCGCAAUCGUCACCUCUCCCUCCCGGCUCCCAGACACGGUCUUCAGCAUCAAUAUCAAUGAUAUACCGCGAGCGAACAGCUGGUCCUUCGCGCGCUCCGAUGAUCACUUCUCUGAUGAUAACCCGUGGCUCAUGCCACAUUUCGGUUCCUGGUCCUGGCCGCUCGAAUAUCUGGGCCCGCUGGACGAGGCCCUCGCAAGGAUUGAUGAGAGUGAGAGGAAUGUACGCUGGGCGGAUAAGAUUGAUAAGGCAGUCUGGAGAGGUACACCAUGGUUUAAUCCACAGUGGUCGGCGGGGUUAAGACCGAAGUUGCUAGAGGUUACAAAGGGGAAGGAUUGGGCGGAUGUCCAGGCUUGGGGCCAGGGUCGGGAUCCCGAGAAUACGUUGAGUAUUGAGGAGUUUUGCAGGUAUAAGUAUAUUAUCUAUGCUGAGGGUAAAACUUACUCGGGACGGCUUCCCUAUCACCAAGCCUGCGCAUCAAUUAUUCUCAGUCCGCCCCCGACCUUCGUCCUGCACCUCACACACCUGAUGCGCCCGCUCUUCUCCUCCGUCCUGCUCUCCGCCCAUCAAUCCAGCACUCCCAGGCCUCCACCCAUCUCCGCAUAUCCUCUGCCCGCCACCCAGCAUACCUGGCCGCUCUCCUACCCGCCACACCUCGCAAACACCAUCUUCGUCAAGCCCGACUGGUCGGACCUCGAAGAGACGAUCGCGUACCUACGGCAGAACCCAGACAUCGGGAUGGGCAUCGCGACCGCGCAACGAGAGCUCAUGGUUGGCGGAGGCUAUCUGAGCGAGGCUGCAGACGCCUGCUACUGGCGCGCCCUGAUCAGGGGAUGGAACCGCACGGUCGCCAUCGAUGGGCGGGAAUGGGAAGCAGCGGGCAUGCGAUGGGAGACGUUCAGUCUAUUAGGCAAAGCGACGUGGGACUGA
This is a messenger RNA of Amorphotheca resinae ATCC 22711, 1278 nucleotides long. RefSeq lists its product as hypothetical. The transcript has 4 exons. Bases 1 to 1278 code for a protein of 425 amino acids. The record is from RefSeq and is a predicted model, not a curated record. Lineage: Eukaryota; Fungi; Ascomycota; Leotiomycetes; Helotiales; Amorphothecaceae.